Cornus florida is the source of this 1738-nucleotide messenger RNA. RefSeq names its product kelch repeat-containing protein At3g27220-like. The transcript is spliced from 7 exons. Gene Ontology annotation, molecular function: protein binding. The record is from RefSeq and is a predicted model, not a curated record. Lineage: Eukaryota; Viridiplantae; Streptophyta; Magnoliopsida; Cornales; Cornaceae. Bases 159 to 1430 code for a protein of 423 amino acids.
UCUCGCUCGCCGAGUGAAGAGAUCGACUACUAUUCGCCGAAACCCAAGUUUUGCUUCUUCUCCAUCUUUUCACUCACCGUCACCGUGUUGGAAAUUGCAAUUCUUCACACUCGCAGGCGCACAAACACACUCUCCUCUCUCUCUAGGGAUUCGAUGAGAUGGGGAGAGCAGCAACCGGGAAGCACAAGACUAAGAAGUUUGUUUUGAUAUGCGUAGGGCUUCUGGGAGCUGGUCUAAUCGCAGAUCUGCUGUGGGCAUCCUCUUCUUCCUCUUCCUCUGUCUAUCUAGACUUCUCAUCCAAUUGGACUCCCCAGAAACCCGAGACAUUGAUUGUACCAAAUCUUCGAAAUAGUACCGAUAAGGUAGUUGCUGAUAAAAAUGGCAAGCACCCUGCAGCUGGGAGGGCUUUAUCAGCGACUUUUGCUGAUUUGCCUGGCCCUGAAUUAAAAUGGGAGAAGAUGGCAUCGGCACCUGUGCCACGACUUGAUGGGGCAGCUAUACAGAUCAAGAAUCUCCUCUUUGUCUUUGCUGGAUAUGGGACUAUUGAUUAUGUGCAUUCUCAUGUUGAUAUCUACAAUUUUACGGACAAUACAUGGGGAGGAAGGUUUGAUAUGCCGAAAGAAAUGGCACAUUCACAUCUCGGAAUGGUAACGGAUGGGAGAUACAUCUAUGUAGUCACUGGACAAUAUGGGCCUCAAUGUAGAGGGCCUACAGCACAUACAUUUGUGCUAGAUACCGAGACAAAGGAAUGGAGGGACAUGCCCCCUUUGCCAGUACCUAGGUAUGCACCAGCAACCCAACUUUGGAGAGGUAGACUACAUGUGAUGGGUGGCAGUAAAGAGAAUCGACAUACACCUGGAUUGGAGCAUUGGAGUCUAGCAGUAAAGGAUGGCAAAGCUCUAGAAAAGGAGUGGCGAGUAGAAAUACCGAUACCUCGAGGUGGACCUCAUAGGGCCUGUGUUACGGUUGAUGAUCGAUUGUACGUUAUUGGUGGUCAAGAGGGUGAUUUUAUGGCCAAGCCUGGAUCGCCUAUUUUCAAGUGCUCUCGUAGGAAUGAGGUUGUAUAUGCUGAUGUUUACAUGUUAGAUGAUGAGAUGAAGUGGAAAGUGUUGACUCCUAUGCCAAAGCCCGAUUCCCAUAUAGAGUUUGCUUGGGCACUUGUUAACAAUUCAAUUAUUAUAGUUGGAGGCACGACAGACAAGCACCCCGUAACCAAAAAGAUGACACUGAUUGGAGAAGUUUUCCAGUUUAAUUUAGAUACACGGAAAUGGUUGGUGAUCGGAAAACUUCCUUAUCGUGUGAAGACUACUCUAGUUGGGUUUUGGAAUGGAUUCUUGUAUUUCACAUCAGGGCAAAGGGACAAAGGACCAGAUGAUCCAGCACCAAAGAAGGUCCUUGGAGAAAUGUGGAGAACUAAAUUGAGCUUAUGACCAAUUUUCAGCCAUUCUUUUUGUAUGCUUUCGUCACUUUGAUUGAUUUUCAGCUUUUGCGGUCAAUUCAAAAUGUUGUCUGUAUUAAUAAUAUUUACCAUGUUUUUCAGGUGAAGUCAAAUUUUUUUUUUUUUAUUCUCCUUUAUUUUUUUGGUCAGAAGGGGGUUGGGUUUGGGUGGAGGAUAAAAGAAUCAUUAAUUAUUUGUCAACUUGCAACCUUGUAUAACUUUGUAUUUUACCAACCCUUACAGUUAUACGAAUAGAUCAAAUUUGCCACCCCCCAUGAGAUACCAAGGGGUGUUUGAAUC